CGGUAAGGAAGGGUCUUCCACGAGGUCUGAACUUUUGCUGCUUGCUAAGCUGCCAUCUUGACUCCUCCCCCCCAUAUCUAUAUAAUCUUAAAAAGCAAUAAUUCUAGUUCUGAUUGGAAGCAUUUAGCUGAAAUUUUAACAAUCAGUUCUCAUGACCUAAUUCAAUUUGGCUCUUCUACACUCUGGUUGGACCAGAUGUCCUAUUAGAGUCUUUCUAAUACUUAUGGUUGUAAUUGCUUACUUAGUGGGCGUACAGCUAUUCCUUAAAAGAGUCUAUUUUAACCUUAGCUAGACAGUUACCUGAAAGAUAAAAGAUUACAGGCUUGAGUCUUUCUCUGCAUAGCACUCAAAUCCUCCCGGUCUUCUUGAGCUUUUGGAAGUUCUCUUGACAGAGUCAACAGAAGAUAUCCCUUCUAAGGAAGUCCUUAGACCAUAUGAUAUCAAUGAUUACAGAUCUGCUGGGGAAAUCAAUCUCUCAGGAGCCCAAAUGAAAUUAGAACCUCCUCAACUUAUCCCAACAAUUCAGACUGUCCUCACACUGUUUAAUGGUAUUACAUUAUUAAGAUGAUAUUGCAUGGCAUUCCCUGAAAAGAGACAGCCAAAGGGACCAUUUCAUGAGCAAAAGAAAGUGACUGAUUCACUUUCACUGUAAAGGCCUAGAAGAAAUUCACCAAAAGGGAGUUGACUAGAGUUUACUCUCAAUCACCUGAGCACAUCUGACUCUUUUUUCUACAUCUUUUUUCACUUUAUUCCCUAAAACUGAAUUUUUUUCAUCCUCCAUGACCCACUUCAAAUUCUGCUUCACCCAAGAAGCCUUCUCUGAUUUCUCCCUUUUCCCAGAAGUCUGGAUGUUCUUGACUGUCUCUAUGUUCUUAUAUCAUAAUGUUUAUAGAAUAUUUCCUAUAUUUGCAAUGAAUUAAGUUCACCAAAAUAACUACAUAUCUGUUCUGUGCAAGACCUCAGUGGGAAAUGCAUUACUUCUAUCCAAUAUAAUCCCCAUGCCAUCCUGAAAAAAAAAUUAACAAAUAAUUGUUAAACACUCACAAAGUUCAGGUACUUUGCCUGAAGCUCUUAGGCUACUUGUGGUUUAAUACUGGAACACUGAUACUUGUUAUACAAAAUAUUAGGUAUAUUAGUAUUUAUUUUGAGGCUCAAGUUAGGGCUAUCCAGUAGAUGAUCAACUACCUGAGUAAUUCUGCUAAAAUUCUGCUAGGCUUCCUAGCCCUGCUCAUCAAUCCUAUCCUUCCCCUUCUCUAGACCUCCUCACAGGAACAAUGGAAGGCUGAAUUAUGUUCAAAAUAAAAAACACCUCCAAGGACUUUCAGCUUUGAAUUUAAGGGUUAAGAUUUCUUUCAUACUCUAAUACCAAGCCUGAAUUUAGAAACCUUAUUUGAUAGCCUUGAACAAAGGGAUUGCCAGAGGUCUUUUUCUCUCCUUUACAUCCCUAUUGCCCUCUGGGUGGAGUAGGAAGUAAAAAGACCCUUCUCUUUGUGUUAUUCCUUCUCCCUUCACUAAAUAUUUACCCCACAGGUGUUAAUCUAACAUGGCUAUGACAACACAGAAAAUUUUAAGUGCCUUUGGAGUUACUGAGUGGAAGGGACUUUCCAGGCAGUCUCACCUAUCUUUUCCAACAAGCACAAAACCCUAGAAUUAUGGAAGUCAGGAAUACCUCUGAGGAUCACUGAAGACAUUCUGCCUGGUGUUGUAUUCAUUUUUGUGUAUAUGAUUCUGUCUCCUCCAAUGAAAUUGUGACUCAUUGAGGACAAAGACAAAGCCGAGAAUUUUUCUGAAUCCCCAACAGUUGAGUACUCUACACGUGCAACCAACUUUCGCCUGGAAGGAGAGGAGAUUGUUAAACUGUGUGAGCAAGGCAAGAAUUGUGGCUGCUAAUGGUGCAUCACAGUGCAAUGGAUAGAGUGCUGUGACUAGAGUCAGGAAGACCUUACUUCAAAUUUGGCCUCAGAUACUUCCUAUUCGUGUGACCUUUGACCCAAAGCACUUGACCCCAUCUUACCUGGAGCAGGCACCAGGAACAAGAAGAAGAAGAAAAAGAGCAGGGGAGAAGGAAGAAAAUAGGGAUAACUUGGAUGAAACCAAUUCAAGAAAAUAUGGAAGGUUUAUGAAAAUGCAAUAGAAAUUGAGGACGGGUGAAUGAAUACAACAGCCAAGGAUACCAAAAGCAAGAGUGACAGAAGAGGGGUGCAGCACCACCUCCUCUCUCUUAAGGGUUUAAACUGGCCACUUCAAAGUUCGCCAUGGAUGAUGAUAUCGCUCCACUCGUUGUUGACAAUGGCUCUGGAAUGUGCAAAGCUGGCUUUGCAGGAGACGAUGCCCCUCGUGCUGUCUUCCCUUCCAUUGUUGGGCGCCCCAGACAUCAGGGUGUGAUGGUGGGUAUGGGUCAGAAAGACAGCUACGUGGGGGAUGAGGCCCAGGUCAAGAGAGGUAUUCUGACCCUCAAGUACCCCAUCGAACAUGGGAUUGUCACCAACUGGGAUGACAUGGAGAAGAUCUGGCAUCAUACUUUCUACAAUGAGCUCCAUGUGGCCCCUGAAGAGCACCCUGUACUGCUCACAGAAGCACCCCUGAACCCCAAAGCCAACAGAGAAAAGAUGACACAGAUCAUGUUUGAGACCUUCAACACCCCAGCUAUGUAUGUUGCCAUUCAGGCUGUGCUGUCCCUCUAUGCCUCUGGUCGUACCACCGGUAUCGUGAUGGACUCAGGUGAUGGUGUGACCCACACUGUGCCCAUCUACGAGGGGUACGCUCUUCCCCAUGCCAUUCUCCGUCUGGAUCUGGCUGGCCGUGAUCUGACGGAUUACCUCAUGAAGAUCCUGACCGAGAGAGGGUUCAGUUUCACCACCACGGCUGAGAGGGAAAUCGUACGUGACAUCAAGGAGAAGCUGUGUUACGUCGCCCUUGACUUCGAGCAGGAGAUGGCCACCGCUAUGUCCAGCUCUUCUCUGGAAAAAAGCUAUGAGCUCCCUGAUGGUCAGGUGAUCACCAUUGGCAACGAGAGGUUCUGGUGCCCGGAAGCUCUCUUCCAGCCAUCUUUCUUAGGCAUGGAGUCCUGUGGCAUCCAUGAAACUACCUUCAACUCAAUCAUGAAGUGUGAUGUUGACAUCCGUAAGGAUUUGUAUGCCAAUACUGUACUGUCCGGUGGUACCACCAUGUACCCAGGCAUUGCUGACAGGAUGCAGAAGGAUAUUACAGCCCUAGCCCCUAGCACCAUGAGAAUCAAGAUCAUUGCCCCACCUGAGCGCAAAUACUCGGUCUGGAUCGGAGGCUCCAUCCUGGCGUCCCUCUCCACCUUCCAACAGAUGUGGAUCAGUAAGCAGGAGUACGAUGAAUCCGGGCCUUCCAUUGUCCACUGCAAAUGCUUCUAAAUGGACUGCUGGUGUUGGUUUUCUUUCCUUGCUUUUUUUUUUGGCAGAGUGUGACAUGAUAAUUGCACACACACGCACACACACGCACACACACACACACCCCAAAGAGAUGAGAUUGGCAUGGAUUUGUUUGUUUUUGUUUUUGUUUUUUUGGCGCUUGACUCAGGAUUUAAAAACUGGAAUGGUGAAGGUGAUGAGCAGUCUACAGUACUUUGGAGGCAAACAUGCCCCAAGUUCUACAGUGAAUCUUCAGGACUCUGAUUGUACUUUUUUUUAAAUAAGUCAUUCCAAAUAUUGUAUAAUACAUCAUUCCAGAGUGACUUGCCUCUAUGAAGGCUGUCUUGCUCUCUCCCCACAGGAGCAGAGCGACUUACCAUAAAUCCAGAGCAGGGGGAGGGGGUAAGGUAUCACAGUAGUAUUGCUUUGUGUGUAAAUUAUGUAAUCCUUUAAAAAAACUGUUUGUAUCUUCCACCUUAAUACUUGUUCCUUUUAUUUAAAUUGUCAGCCAUAAUGAAUGGCUCCCUGAAUCCUCUCCCUGCCCCAACAUAGAUGUGAAUGAAUACUUUAACUGUCUCCCCAAGAGUUUAAUGAGAUGGGGGAGAGGAGGAGCUUUAGCUGUACAUUGACUUAAGACCAGUUCAAAUAAAAGUGCACAUGUUAAAAAAAAAAAUAGUAGUACUUACUUUUAGCUAAAGCACAUCUUGUAAUUUGUUUGUUGUUAGGGUUUGUUUGUUUUUUUAAAUUUAAGUUUUAAGGGGCAGGUGGGUGGCUCAGUGAAUAGAAAACCAGAUGUAGAGAGGAAGGUACUGGGUUCAAAUGUAGCGCAAAUCUUUUAACAAACUGCCUAGUGUGAGAAUUUAUUUCUUAUGUACUGUAAGAAUUACUGUGUUUUCUUUUGUCUUGGAUCUGGGUCAAAGAUACUAUCUAUUUCGUCUAUUGUUUUGCAUUUUCUUUGUCCUUGGGAAUCUCAAAGAGGGUCUACCUUUUUAACAGAAUGAAGGCAACAAGGUCUCUUUUCCUAUGACUGUCCACCUCUGAGGAUGGGAGAUGGGGGAUAGAUUGAUAGACCACCUCCUAAUUAGUUAUCACCAAUUCAUGAUGUAUUGGGCUUUUCAAGAAAGGGGCUGAAUAACAAGUUCCUAAAAAUCCAUUUAUUGGGCUGCCUGACCCAAUUCAGGUCAUUCUUGGUCAUGAGAGACAACUAUGGAGACCUAAAUCACUUUAACAGUUAGAAUGCUGGCCUAACCAAUAAACCUGAUAUGAUCAAUAAACUUAUAUUAUAACCCCCAAA
Molecule: messenger RNA, 4674 nt
Organism: Monodelphis domestica (gray short-tailed opossum)
Lineage: Eukaryota; Metazoa; Chordata; Mammalia; Didelphimorphia; Didelphidae
Source: RefSeq, a predicted model, not a curated record